Colletotrichum acutatum is the source of this 444-nucleotide messenger RNA. RefSeq lists its product as uncharacterized. Bases 92 to 313 code for a protein of 73 amino acids. Lineage: Eukaryota; Fungi; Ascomycota; Sordariomycetes; Glomerellales; Glomerellaceae. The record is from RefSeq and is a predicted model, not a curated record. The transcript has a single exon.
GAAUUGACGUCUUACACUCUAGUUGUCAUCGUGCCGGGUUCAACCCAGGGCAGCUAAGUCAGAGGGUCGGGAGACCCCAGCCAAGUGGUUGAUGGUGCGGGCGGCAAAAGCUUUGUUUGCUCUCGGCGUCUCUUCCAAUCUCAUCUCUCAGAUCUGCCAAUUGGGGCUUCCGGUAGCUUCACAAACUCUCUACCACGAAGGAGAGAAGAUCUGUUUCCUCUCUCACCGCCUGUACGAAGCCAAUCAGCAGCUGAACCAUUGUCUUGGGAGUUCAACUACCUUGGACGAAGGAUUCUUACAGCCAGGGCAUUAGAGGGAGUUGACCCCAAAGAGGCAGCUUCAUCCUCGAUAGGUUUCAAUACGCGUGCCCAGAUUUGCAGGAAAGAUCCACCUCAACCUCUGGAUUGCCCAAUUGGCUCCUUUACGUGAGAGGCUUUGGCUUUU